AUGCCCGGGGAUGAGGGAGACAAUGGCCUACUGACUGGUCUCAAUGGCCACAACCAGUAUGAAUCUCAGUCUCUGCUCUCUUCCCCCUCUGUGGAGCAGGAGAGUCUUGCAGAUCACCCUGGCUUAGCCACUUCGCCUCCAGUUCCCCCAAGCAACAGGCCACAUGCAAAGCGCCAAUCCUCGAUAUCCCAGCCUAUCCCCGAUGGACAGCGUCGCACACCUCGAACAAUGAACCGGGUACGAUUUGACAUCGAAGAAGAUGCCGAAGAAGAAGACUACCAUUCGGAUGGCCAUACCCGCAGCCCAGGGAGCGACGACGCGCUAUGGGUAGAGGAGGAAGACUACGAGCUCGGUGACGGAGGCACGACUGGCCGACGGAAUACCGGGCAGACAGUCCCUCUGCUCACAAAUAUUGAAGCCCCCAGCGUGACGCUUGCGACCUCAGAAGAUUUCUUCCCCGAAGACCACUUGGAGCAUGCGCGGCCGAAGAGCGGAAUGAGGAUGGCGUUUAUGAAUAUGGCGAAUAGCAUUAUAGGCGCUGGGAUCAUCGGGCAGCCUUAUGCACUUCGUCAAGCCGGAAUGACUAUGGGAAUACUGCUCCUGACAGCUUUGACUGUGACCGUUGACUGGACGAUACGCUUGAUCGUCAUCAACUCGAAGAUGAGUGGAGCCGACUCUUUCCAAGCAACAAUGCAAUACUGCUUUGGGAGGAGCGGUCUCAUAGCAAUCUCAAUCGCACAAUGGGCAUUUGCGUUCGGCGGCAUGGUGGCCUUUUGCAUCAUUGUCGGUGACACAAUUCCACAUGUCCUCAGCGCCUUAUUUCCAUCUCUUCGUGAGAUGCCCUUCCUAUGGCUGCUGACUGAUCGGCGAGCUGUGAUUGUGAUAUUUGUUCUGGGUGUCUCAUUUCCCCUUUCCCUCUAUAGGGACAUUGCGAAGCUGGCCAAGGCAUCUGCAUUGGCUUUGGUGAGUAUGAUAAUCAUUGUGGUCACGGUCAUAACACAGGGCUUUCGGGUCCCCGCAGAGUCUCGCGGUGAGAUCAAGAGCCAUCUCAUUUUCAACUCAGGGUUCUUCCAGGCCGUGGGUGUGAUAUCAUUCGCAUUUGUUUGUCACCACAACAGUCUCCUAAUCUAUGGCUCUCUAAAGAAGCCAACACUCGACCGUUUUGCUACUGUUACACAUUACUCAACUGGAGUGUCCUUGAUAAUGUGCUUGGCAAUGGGAAUUGCAGGAUUUCUUUCCUUUGGCUCAAAAACACAAGGCAAUGUCCUCAACAAUUUCCCCUCUGACAAUAUCAUGGUCAACAUAGCUCGAUUUUGCUUCGGGUUGAACAUGCUCACUACCCUGCCGCUAGAAGCAUUUGUUUGCCGAUCUGUUAUGACGACAUACUAUUUCCCAGAGGAACCUUUCAAUCCUCAUCGACACCUCAUAUUCACAACCGCUCUUGUGCUAACAUCGAUGGUGCUGGCAUUGAUCACUUGCGAUCUUGGCAGUGUCUUCGAACUUAUCGGAGCAACCAGUGCCGCAGCUUUGGCUUACAUAUUCCCUCCCCUGUGCUAUAUCAAGCUCAGCAGCGCGACCCGCCGGGAGAAGAUACCUGCUUAUCUAUGUGUUGCAUUCGGAGUGGUUGUCAUGGGCGUGAGCGUCGUUCUAGCGGUCGCUAAAAUUAUCCGCAAUGAUGGAGAAGCUCACACUUGUGGUGCACCUUGA
Penicillium macrosclerotiorum is the source of this 1707-nucleotide messenger RNA. Its product is annotated as putative amino acid transporter. Bases 1 to 1707 code for a protein of 568 amino acids. The record is from RefSeq and is a predicted model, not a curated record. NCBI's taxonomy places the organism in Eukaryota, Fungi, Ascomycota, Eurotiomycetes, Eurotiales, Aspergillaceae. Gene Ontology annotation, molecular function: amino acid transmembrane transporter activity. Gene Ontology annotation, biological process: amino acid transmembrane transport. The transcript is spliced from 6 exons. Gene Ontology annotation, cellular component: endoplasmic reticulum.